Messenger RNA from Anolis sagrei ordinatus, 3605 nucleotides. RefSeq names its product RNA binding motif protein 47 (gene RBM47). Lineage: Eukaryota; Metazoa; Chordata; Lepidosauria; Squamata; Anolidae. Gene Ontology annotation, molecular function: mRNA binding. The record is from RefSeq and is a predicted model, not a curated record. Gene Ontology annotation, cellular component: nucleus.
GGCUGGAGAGAAAGCCUUGGAGAAGGGAGGCAGAGACCUGACACUUCCCACCGGGUCCCAGUUUCGGCCUCAGACCCUCCUUGUUAGGAGGCCAACAACCUUUUGUAAAGUUCUGGAAGCGGAAUAGCUUAACUUAAGGCUUUACGUCUGGUCAGGAAUUUAGUCUAACAGAUUGCCUCCCGAUUAGAGCUCAUUUUAGCACUUUUGGAAUGUGUCCUUUGGGCCAAUGAGAGGGCAGGCUUUUUGCUCAGCUGGUUCCACUAAUUGCAAGUUUCUCCCUGGACACAUUUCCAGUCUUCAGAAAACUCCCAAAGGCCAAGACUGAAGCGUGGGGGUUAAAACGCAAGAGAUCUGUUGUAGCUAGUGGCAUUGUACAGGGGAGUUGCUCAAUACUUCUCAUCUGAGCAGGCCAUUACAAAAAACAACAAACCAAAAAAAAAAAACCCAACCCAAGCGAGAAGAUGCAUUAGCUGGCUGCCCAGAAUCUCUUCCUUAUUCCAGUGAAUGCUGCUAAACUGACUCCAGGCACGCACUCCAGGUAUCCCUACAUUUUGAAUGAUCAGAACAUAAUGACAGCUGAAGAUUCAACCGCUAGGAUGAAUAAUGAUUCCUCCAAAAUGCAGGCAAAUAAAGUCCAGAUUCCCGAAGAACUGGCAAACGUGCCAAACGGACCUGCACUAAUACAACUUAUGGAGCGCACAGGAUAUAAUCUGGUUCAAGAGAAUGGGCAGCGCAAGUAUGGUGGACCACCACCAGGCUGGGAAGGGCUUCAUCCUCCUCGUGGAUGUGAAGUCUUUGUUGGUAAAAUUCCUCGCGAUGUCUAUGAAGAUGAGCUGGUCCCCGUGUUUGAGACUGCAGGACGGAUCUAUGAAAUGCGCCUGAUGAUGGACUUUGAUGGAAAAAAUCGUGGCUAUGCCUUUGUAAUGUACACUCAAAAAUACGAAGCCAAGCGUGCUGUCAAAGAACUAAACAACUACGAAAUCCGUCCCGGUAGGCUGUUGGGAGUGUGCUGCAGUGUGGAUAACUGCAGGCUCUUCAUUGGAGGGAUCCCCAAGAUGAAAAAGAGAGAAGAAAUUCUAGAAGAGAUCUCCAAGGUGACGGAAGGUGUGCUAGACGUCAUUGUAUACGCCAGUGCGGCAGAUAAGAUGAAAAACCGAGGAUUUGCCUUUGUGGAGUAUGAAAGCCACCGAGCAGCCGCAAUGGCAAGGAGGAAACUGAUGCCUGGGAGAAUCCAACUUUGGGGGCAUCAGAUUGCAGUUGACUGGGCUGAGCCAGAAAUAGAUGUCGAUGAAGAUGUCAUGGAGACAGUAAAAAUUCUAUACGUCAGGAAUUUAAUGAUCGAAACCACAGAGGAUACAAUUAAAAAAGUAUUCGGACAGUUUAACCCUGGCUGCGUAGAAAGGGUGAAGAAAAUACGAGAUUACGCCUUCGUACACUUCACAAGCCGGGAAGAUGCAGUUCAGGCCAUGAAUAAUCUCAACAACACAGAGCUGGAAGGAUCCUGCCUGGAAGUGACCUUAGCCAAGCCAGUCGACAAAGAGCAAUACACACGUUACCAGAAAGCAGCCAAAGGAGGCAGUGGCGGAGGAACCACAACAACUGAAGUAACUCAGCAGCCCAAUUAUGUAUACUCUUGUGAUCCAUACACCCUGGCAUAUUAUGGAUAUCCAUACAAUGCUUUGAUUGGUCCAAACAGAGAAUAUUUUGUGAAAGACCUAUGUUUUUCUUUCCAAGCAGGCAGUGUUCGAGGCAGAGGACGGGGUGCAGCAGGCAACCGAACACCUGGCCCAAGAGGUUCAUACUUCGGGGGAUAUUCUGCAGGCCGUGGCAUAUAUAGCAGAUAUCAUGAAGGGAAAGGAAAACAGCAAGAAAAAGGAUAUGAGCUUGUGCCUAAUUUGGAUUUGUCUGCUGUCAGCCCAGUUGCCAUUAAACCUGGCACAGUGGCAAUUCCAACUAUUGGUACCCAGUAUUCCAUGUUCCAAGCUGCACCAACAGCGAAGAUGCUCGAAGAUGGGAAGAUCCAUGCGGUUGAGCAUAUCAUUAGUCCUAUUGCUGUCCAGCAGGAUCCAGCCAGCGCCGCUGCGGCUGCAGCUGCCGCCGCAGCAGCUGGAGCUGUGAUGCCUGCCGUUUCAACCCCGCCUCCCUUUCAGGGCCGCCCGAUAACUCCCGUAUACACCAUGGCUCCAAACAUGCAGAGAAUUCCAGCUGCAGGAAUCUACGGUGCCAGUUAUGUCCCAUUUGCUGCCCCAGCUGCGGCAACAGCGACGCUAGCCACACUACAGAAGAAUGCAGCCGCCGCAGCUGCUGCUGCAGCUUAUGGGGGAUACGCAGGGUACAUCCCUCAGGCGUUUCCAGCCGCAACCAUCCAGGUUCCAAUCCAUGAUGUCUACCAGACCUAUUGAGACUACUGGCUUUUGGUGAAGGUGGGGUAGGAUGGGAGACCCUGAAGGAACAUUUGACUAUUUAUGAAGAAUGAACCUAUUGCAGAAGAAUAUGUCUGGAUGUCUGUAAACCGGUGAUAAAACCUGGAAGUGAAGUUUAUAGCAAAUGCAUCAUGUUUGAAAUCUUUUAUACACAUGAAGUUUUAACUAACUUUUUAGGCUUUUUAAAAAAGUAUGCCUACAUUCCUACAUUUCUAAAAUGGCUUAUUUUUCAGGGCCCAUUCUUCUAUACAGGUUUAUAUACAAUAGUGGUUGUUGUUUUUUUUUUUCAAUUUUAUCUUCACUAUAUUUGUGGUAUGAAGGUUAUUUUUUAGCAAGUUCAGCACUCCAGAGAUUUCUAUUUUGUAGUGCCUUUAAUAAUAUAUCAACUAAAUGUUUAAAAAGUGCACCUGAGCAGGUAGGGAAAAGUUUUUUAACAAUAUAUUUUGAAGACUAUAUUCGAUAUUUAAAGAGUACAUGCAAUAGAUUUUUAAAAUAUAUAUAUCUAUAUAUAUAUAUCUAAACACAAAUGUGUGUCUUAUUUAAAAGCGUUAAACUGGAAAGUGCAAUUUGAAAGUGCUCGAGACCUCUGCAUUAUGUCCUGGCACUUGUAUGGUUUCUUUGUUAUCUAGAGCCACAACUAAACAUCUGCUGUUAUAAAGAAGCCCCCUUCUAUUUGCUCAUGUUGAAUUAUGCUUACGGUUAAAGAAAACUGUUUUUGCGUUUUCCAUAGAGCCUUCUUUGUUGCAUUCAUCAGAAAUCUGUAUAUUUUAGACAUCAGACAGAAGCAAACCAUUAUAUUAUUCAAGAAGAUUAAUCUUGUGCAUUUCUUUACAGAGGUAGUUAAACUAACAUUAAAAAAACUUGGGUUUGUGGAUCCUUAUGGUAUCUCUGCACAUGUGACUUCUGAAUCUAGAUUGCUCCAGAUCUUACCCACAGGUUUCUAUUUAGAGCUAUUCCUCUGUUAGAAAGCUGUCUUUCCACGAAUUGUAUCAAAACUUUUGCCUUUUCAGUACAGGGCUUUGCAUAUAGAAAGCAAUCAAUGUAGUUCUUGGUGCCUCCAGGUUGCAGUGAUAGCUUAGAUUUUAGAGAAAUCUAAAUUUGAGUCAGUCUAAGGCUAUUGUGUUCCUACAUACUGAAGAAACCAUACUAUGUGCUUAUUUAUGCAAGCACAACAAUAUAGAC